AUGACCGCUCAGAAAGGUGUUCACGGUGAAGAAGUCGCUAAACACAAUAGCAGGGAAAAGGGAGUAUGGAUUGUGGUACAUGGAAAGGUAUAUGAUGUGACUGAUUUCCUGGAUGAGCACCCUGGUGGCGCUGAGAUCAUCUUACGGUAUGCCGGUAUGGAUGCGACCGAAGAAUACGAGCCUAUCCAUCCUCCUGAUGCUAUAAUCGAUAAUCUCGAUCCAUCAAAGCACCUGGGUCCACUUAUACCAUCAACACUUCCUCCAGCACCUGUAUCAGCAUCUGCGCCACCUCCAACAUCCGUAGCGAUACCACAAAAAACAAAUUCACCUCUCGCAGGUGGAGAAGAGGAAUAUGUCAAGCCGCCAAUAGAUGAGAUAUUGAGUUUACACGAUUUCGAAGCUGUUGCUAGGAGAACAAUGGCAAAGAGAGGUUGGAAUUAUUACAGCUCUGGUGACGAUGACGAGAUCACCAUGCGGGAGAACCACAAUGCCUAUCACAGAGUAUGGUUCCGACCUCGAAUUCUGCGUAAUGUCGGUUCAGUAGAUUUCUCUUCAAGUAUAUUAGGUCACAAAACCUCCAUGCCAGUAUAUAUCACUGCGACGGCAUUGGGUAAACUUGGGCAUCCCGAAGGAGAAGUCACCUUGACAAGAGCUGCUGGAAAACACAAUAUCAUCCAAAUGAUCCCCACUCUCGCUUCAUGCUCUUUUGACGAGAUGGUAGAUGCAGCUAUACCGAAUCAAAUCCAAUUCCUACAACUCUACGUAAACUCUGAUCGAUCGCGUACUAAGAAAAUCAUCAAACAUGCUGCCGAAAGAGGUGUUAAAGCGUUAUUCAUUACUGUCGAUGCCCCUCAGCUAGGUAGGAGAGAAAAGGAUAUGCGAACCAAAUUCGAAGGUAACGCAUCAUCUCAACAAACUCAAGGAGGAGAUAACUUCAAACGUGAUCAAGGAGCCGCAAGAGCCAUUUCAUCAUUCAUUGAUCCUACACUCAACUGGAAAGAUUUAGCGGAAUUGAAAGAAGCCGCUGGAGAGAUGAAAAUCGUACUGAAAGGUGUCCAGUCUUGGGAGGAUGCUGUCAUGGCUGCAGAAGCUGGGUGCGAUGGAGUAGUAUUGAGUAAUCAUGGCGGUCGUCAACUAGAUUUCGCUCCUUCACCGUUAACCAUCUUACCUCAAGUGGUUACCAUUCUAAAGUCAAGAGGUUUUAUGACCCCUAAAGCACCAUUCGAAGUAUUCAUCGAUGGUGGAGUAAGAAGAGCCACAGAUGUGUUAAAAGCUAUCGCACUAGGAGCUACGGCGGUCGGAAUUGGUAGACCUAUGAUCUACGCUAUGAGUACUUAUGGUGAACAGGGUGUAUCGAGGGCUUUCGAGAUUCUCAAGGACGAAUUCGAAAUGAAUAUGCGUUUGAUCGGAGCGCCGACAUUAUCAGAUGUGGUGCCCAAUAUGGUUGAUGUCAGCGCUUUGAAUAGCGCAAGUAGCGGAAUAACAAUGUAUGAAGAAAAUUAUGAGAGGAUGUUACCUGUUGGAGUCAAGGCUAAAUUAUAA
Messenger RNA from Kwoniella shivajii, 1542 nucleotides. RefSeq lists its product as uncharacterized. Gene Ontology annotation, biological process: lactate metabolic process. Gene Ontology annotation, molecular function: L-lactate dehydrogenase (cytochrome) activity; heme binding. NCBI's taxonomy places the organism in Eukaryota, Fungi, Basidiomycota, Tremellomycetes, Tremellales, Cryptococcaceae. The record is from RefSeq and is a predicted model, not a curated record. The coding region runs from base 1 to 1542 and encodes 513 amino acids. The transcript is spliced from 18 exons.